CAGGCUUGUUUGUCGUGACAUCGAUUUUACCGAUAAUUGGAAUUCAAAGGUUAUUCUAAUUUGAAAUAAAUUCAGUAAAUAUUGUGUUCAGUUAUAAUAACGCGUAAGAGAAGUCUAGUUUACUCAGUGGUUUAUCAUCGUAGAAGUAUUGAGAUCUGUCAUUGUGUAUCAAGUUCAAGGUUAACUAGGCCGAGUUCAUCAACACAUAAAGGAUGGUGUAUCAAAAUAAUGCAUUCAGACAUAGUAGCCUGUAUGAUAGAGUGGAGAAGUUACUUCUCUCAUAUGAAUGGAGUGACUGCAAAUUCACCGUGGCGGGAAGGCACUUCAAAGCACAUAAAUUGAUUUUAGGCAUCAGUAGUCCCGUGUUUGAAGCAAUGUUCUAUGGUCCCCUUUCCACUAAUGAAGAAAUAGCCAUUACUGAUAUUGAACCAGAUAUUUUCCAACUUCUACUGAAUUAUGUUUAUACAGAUAAAGUUGAAAUACCUUCUAUUGAACAAGCCUUUGAACUGCUGUAUGCUUCCAGGAAAUAUUUAUUGGAGCACUUGUCAGAUCUAUGUAUUGCCUAUAUACUAGCUAAUAUCAGUACUGACAAUGUUAUCAGAGUCCUGAAUUAUCCUGAUUAUAUGCAAGACCAACAGCUGGUCUCAUUUGCCCUGAAGCUGUUUUGUGAACACGCCAAUUACCUAUUGCAAGAGCAUAAAAACAUGAUAUCAUGUUCAUGUAUGAAAACUAUUUUAGAAAGUGAUCAAAUGAAUAUAUCAGAAAAGUCACUGAUUAUACAUGUUUUUCAAUGGACACUACAUUACUGCAAACAAAAUAAUUUACCUGAGGAUCUGAAAAGUAGACAUAAUAUUUUGAUUGAAAAUGACUUCUUAAAGUUACUCAGAUUUUCUGCUCUUACAAUUAGUGAAUUUGAGGAAAUUAUUGAAAGUAAGGACAAUAUUCUACUACCAGAAGAAUCCAAAGACAUAGGCGCCAUUAUUAAGAAGAUUAAAAAUGAUGAUGAACAUUUGUUGAAUGUUAACAGCCUAUGGUCAAUACCCCGCAGCCCAAUAAAGCUGCAGUGGGACCUCUGCCACCGCCGGCCGCUGCGGUCAGCUGCUCCCAUUGUCAUAGAUUCUAAUAACAGUGUCAUUAAUAGCAGGGUUAAAGUUAACAAGUCGGUCUUCAUCAACUCUCUAUGUAUACCUACCAGAAUGGCCCCAGUACUAAACUUCCGGAAUAACAUAGGCAAUUCUUACUCUGAACAGUUCUUUGUUACUGUAGAAUGUGAAUCAGAUAAAAGUAUCACCAAAUUAACUAACUUUAUGAACACGGUUGACUAUGACUCUUCAGUUGAAAUCGAGUUGUCUGAGCCAUACUUUAUUAAAAAAGAUAAAUGGUAUAAAAUAAUUUUCCAGUGGUCGCAAACAUUCGACGCAAUUACGUAUGUUGUUGAAUACCGUGAUCGAGUUUUUAGUGAUCAUAAAGUUAGUUUUGAGUUUGAUGACAUGCCUUCCAGUGCCAGAGUCAGUGGAAGUUUCCUUGGAGGGUUAAAGUAUUGUUUGUAAUUUAUAUUUAUUAACACGGUUACCGUCCGUGCAUUAUAGGACAUGCACCGUCAAACUAGCUCUGUCACGUCCAAGUGACGUCAGAAAUGGGAAUGCUCUAUACAUUUGUGCAUUACCUGAGCGGCUACCGCGAAAACCGAAAUUCGCAAAUUACGGGGAUCUUUCUCUUUUACUCCAACGAAGGCGUAAUUAGAGUGACGGAGAAAAAUCUCCGCAAUUUGCGAACUUCGAUUUUCGCGGUUAUAGCCCUGUAAUGCACGGACGUAUCGAUCCAUGUGAGUAGUGAAGGCGAGGGACAGUUAAAGUGUUAACACAGAAGCUUGUAUUGUGAUUGUAAAUCUCAGUAUUAAUUUUUAACAGCUGAAUUUCGUUGUACAAAUAAAUUAAUGAUAAUUACAGUAAUCUCUAUUUAUAACUUGGAUCUGAAUCAUACUUACUAACCUACACUUAUUUAUUUACAUAGUCGUUAUACCUACCUACCUAUUGUAAUUGUAGAUUGUGUUAUUUGGCCAUCUGUUUGCAUGUUUUGCCGAUCUUGAUGUGUUUAUUCUGUGUAUAAUAUUCUUGGGGGUGGUUUUAGUUUUUAGUGUGUAAUGUGUCUUGUAUGUUGGUAUAUUACGGGAAUGAUGAACACUUUUUCUCCAGUCUACUGACGGAGGCUCUACCGCGAAAACCUAAAUUCGAAAUUUCUUUAUCUGCUUCUCUAUCGCUCGAAUGUGCAAGAGCGAUAGAGAGGCAAAUGACGUUUUUCAAUGUUGGCGGUAGGCCCUCAGUUCAUAAGUCGUAGUCGUACUUAUCUCGUGAACUAUUGUCCUAUUAAUUUAAGUAAUAAUGAUGUGGCUUAAAACCUACCAAACAAUUGCGCCAUCCUAUAAAGUCCAUGUGACAUCUACCCGCACAUUCUGUACUUUUAUGCAAAAUUGUACAUUUAUAACAAUUAAAUCGUAGUACUCAGGAACAGGAGCAGGAAGGAAUAUUAAGAUUAAAUUAGUUGUUAUUGGGUCUCUCUAAUUAUUGGCACAUCGAGCUUGAUUUUUAAGUAUGUACCAACUAUCCUAUACAGGCUGUUGUUUUUAACAUCUUUACUAUCGAUGCUUAUUGUACUAGGGUUAUACGACUUAUACAGUCAAGAAAACUAUUUGCUUAAGCACUCUUGCAUGUAUGCAGGAAUGCCAAUAUAAUUGCUUUUCUGACUAUACAGCUAAUAUAUAUAGUAAUAUGAAACUAUGAAAAAGGAAUUUAAUUACAAUUUGUUUGCGCAAGUACGCUUUAAGUUUCUAUAGACAUUUAUAAAGAAAGAGAUGUAACAAGAAAAGUGCGAAUUUACUAAUCUAAUUUCCAUCUUCAGACGAACCAGUAUAACGCAUAAGCCAGUGUAAUACUAAUAUCUGAAAUGCAUAAUUGUUACGUGGCCCUGAGACAAGUUAUACAAUGUUCCGAGUCAGGAAAAUUAUUUUGUCAAUUUAGCAUAUCGUCUGCUUUAGUCGCAAACCACGAAACUCCUCCGGAGAAGUUACGAGGUUUACGGCUUUAAGUAUUGUCGUCCAAGAUAGCAAUUACUAAUUUCCUUGAAAUGGAGUUACGAGGUUUGCGACUUAAGCCGACGAUAUAGCAUUCUUACAUCAUCGAUGUGUAUGUUUACAUGAUAGUGUUGUGUAGGUACGUUUAGAGGCCACGCGUACCCAUUCCGCGCAGUUUUUUAAGUGAGUUACUAGUGUUACUAUGUUGUUACAAUCCAGCAUAUGAUUGAUGGUAUUAAUUCAUUUGAUUUUCUAACUUAAUGCAAACAAAAUAAAGUCGAUAUUUAAAACACAUGUACGAAUACCUUAUAUUCGUAUGAUUCUUGUAACUUGACUUUUAUGUUUACUGUAACAAGGGGUUGUCCAUAAAUUACGUCAUCGAUCCCCCCCCCCCCCUAAAAUCCAAAAAUCAUGCUUCGAAUGGAAAGGUGGAAAAUCAAGGAAAUCCAUUAGCGAAUAAAAAAUAAAUGUAAAUUGUGGUAAUGUAUUACAAGCAACCCCAUUAGUGCUAUUAUAU
Cydia fagiglandana is the source of this 3587-nucleotide messenger RNA. RefSeq names its product BTB/POZ domain-containing protein 6-B-like. Gene Ontology annotation, molecular function: protein binding. Lineage: Eukaryota; Metazoa; Arthropoda; Insecta; Lepidoptera; Tortricidae. The record is from RefSeq and is a predicted model, not a curated record. The coding region runs from base 213 to 1550 and encodes 445 amino acids. The transcript has 2 exons. Gene Ontology annotation, biological process: neurogenesis. Gene Ontology annotation, cellular component: cytosol; P-body.